UCAUCCAGCCGCUAGGGGGCGAAACACUAAAACUGUCUCUAAACGUCGUUGACUGUUGUUAUGCUGCUGACUUCCGCCUCGUACAGCGAGGAGCUAACUACGAGCUAUAUUUAAUGUGCCGCUAAACCUUUUUAUGUUUUGUGCAUUUACGUUUAGUUAAUGUCCAGGUAUUUCUAAAACAGGAAACGGAGACACUGAAGAGCAGCAAUGUCGUUAUAUGAUGACCUCGGUGUGGGAGCCAGUGACACCAAGACAGAAGGCUGGUCCAAGAACUUUAAGCUCCUGCAGUCCCAGCUGAAGGUGAAGAAGGCGGCUCUGACCCAGGCCAAGACCCAGCGGAUGAAGCAGACCACUGUCUUGGCUCCAGUUAUUGAUCUAAAGAGAGGAGGCUCCAGUGAUGAGAGACAGAUCACAGACACUCCUCCACAUGCUGCCGCGGCCCUCAAGGACACUGUGCCCAGUGGUUUCUCGUCCGGCGAUGUGCUGAUCCCCUUGGCAGACGAGUACGAUCCAAUGUUCCCUAACGACUAUGAGAAGGUGGUGAAGCGACACCGAGAAGAGCGGCAGCGACAGAGGGAGCAGGAGCGGCAGAAGGAGAUCGAGGAGAGAGAAAAGAAGAGGAAAGACAGGCACGAUGGCGGAGCUCCGAGUGGUUUCUCUCGUUUCCCUGCAGCAGAGGGCGAAUCAGACGAGGAGGACGACUACGAGACAGAGCGGAGGAAACGAAGUGGAGCAGCUAUCGCCCCUCCUUCUUCACUUGUCGACAAAGACGGCUCGUACAACUACGAGGAUGAAGGUCGUCCUGCCAGAGGCUCAAAGGCUGCCAUCCCUCCACCUAUGUAUGAGGACAUCGAUCGGCCACGUUCACCACCCGGACCAACCAGCUCCUUUCUGGCCAACAUGGGAGGUACGGUGGCCCAUAAGAUCAUGCAGAAGUAUGGCUUCAAAGAAGGCCAGGGCCUGGGGAAGCACGAGCAGGGCCUAAGCACGGCGUUGUCCGUGGAGAAGACCAGCAAGAGAGGCGGAAAGAUCAUCAUAGGAGACGCCGCAGAAAAACCAGGGUCCAGCCAGGCAGGUGCUGCUGAGACUUCAGGCGUAGGCUCUGCAGCAGCAGACUCUUCCAAGAAGUCAGAGGCCAACCCGCUCACAGAGAUCCUCAAAAACCCAACCAAAGUGGUCCUGCUCAGGAACAUGGUGGGCCGAGGAGAGGUGGAUGAAGACUUGGAGGGAGAGACGAAAGAAGAGUGUGAGAAAUACGGCAAAGUGGUAAAAUGUGUCAUUUUUGAGAUUGCAGUUGUACCAGAUGAUGAAGCUGUCAGGAUAUUUCUGGAGUUUGAGAGGGUGGAGUCAGCCAUCAAAGCUGUGGUGGAUCUGAACGGACGUUAUUUCGGCGGGCGAGUCGUCAAGGCCUGCUUCUACAAUUUAGACAAGUUUCGGAUUUUGGACCUCGGCGAGCAGGUCUGAUCCUCCUCUGGCCACCGACAGACACACAUCAUUUCCUCACUUGUACAUAAACCUUUUUUAUAUUUCCUCAACAGCAGUGAAGUGUCUGUAUGUAGUGUUGAGUUAAUCUUGUAGAUUUCUUUUUCCUGUCAUGAAAACAUUAAUACCUUUAUGUCAAGACAAAAUAAAGGCUAUAAAUUAU
Centropristis striata (black sea bass) is the source of this 1645-nucleotide messenger RNA. RefSeq names its product RNA binding motif protein 17 (gene rbm17). Gene Ontology annotation, biological process: mRNA cis splicing, via spliceosome; alternative mRNA splicing, via spliceosome. Gene Ontology annotation, molecular function: RNA binding. Lineage: Eukaryota; Metazoa; Chordata; Actinopteri; Perciformes; Serranidae. The transcript is spliced from 13 exons. The record is from RefSeq and is a predicted model, not a curated record. The coding region runs from base 208 to 1464 and encodes 418 amino acids. Gene Ontology annotation, cellular component: precatalytic spliceosome.